Messenger RNA from Fragaria vesca subsp. vesca, 833 nucleotides. RefSeq names its product deSI-like protein At4g17486-like. Gene Ontology annotation, molecular function: deubiquitinase activity. The coding region runs from base 1 to 651 and encodes 216 amino acids. Lineage: Eukaryota; Viridiplantae; Streptophyta; Magnoliopsida; Rosales; Rosaceae. The record is from RefSeq and is a predicted model, not a curated record. Gene Ontology annotation, biological process: protein deubiquitination. The transcript has 3 exons.
AUGCUGUGUAGAAUGGUAGUGCCCAAGAAGAAGAAGACCGGCAAAGUGCCGGUGUAUCUCAAUGUCUACGAUCUCACACCAAUCAAUGGCUACGCCUAUUGGCUUGGCCUCGGCGUCUACCAUUCCGGCGUGCAAGUACAUGGGGUUGAAUAUGCUUUUGGGGCGCAUGACCAUGCCUCAACUGGGAUCUUUGAAGUCGAACCAAAGAAAUGCCCUGGUUUUGUAUUCCGAAAAUCCAUUUUGAUUGGAAGAACAGAUUUAGGUCCCAAAGAGGUCCGUGCAUUCAUGGAGAAACUUGCAGAAGACUACUCUGGCAACACAUACCAUCUAAUCACCAAGAACUGCAACCACUUCUGUAAUGAUGUGUGUCUCAAAUUGACAGAGAGGACUAUUCCUCGAUGGGUUAACCGUCUCGCUCGACUUGGUUUGUUCUGCAAUUGUGUUCUUCCGGCUGGCCUAAACGAAACUAAGGUUCGGCAAGUAAGAUCAGAUGGGGGGAUAUAUGGAGACAAGAAGAAAUUAAGAAGUCAUUCAAGUAACAGCGCACCGGGGUCUGGAAGCAGAAGUUCUUCUAGACAAAGACAUUGUCUUCCUCCAUCUUCAUCUUUGAUCCAUUCUACUUCAACCCCAGCAUUGACUGUAAAGCUUUGACACAUGUUUAUUUGAUUUGGAGGGCUGUUGUAGAGUUUUAAAAUUUCAUAUGAACAACAGAUAGGGUAAUUGCAAAGUUUAAUUCUGCCCAUCUAGUUAUCUCAGCUGCUUGAAAAUGGUGUGUGUAUUAGUUGUGUGUAAAAUGCUUUCUGGGGUGAAUCAAGGUCUGGGAUUUUCAAUUU